CCUGACGUGCAUGACCCUCUCUUUUCUGCAGCCCAAGGGAAAGACAAAAUCUUGCACAAGGCACCCUGUGUCUGCCCUCGGUGGGGAACGGGGCAUGGAGCCUCUCCGGCUGCUCAUCCUGCUCUUUGUCACAGAGUUGUCGCAAGCCCACAACACCACGGUGUUCCAAGGAGUGGCAGGCCAGUCUCUGAAGGUCUCCUGCCCCUAUGACUCUGUGAAGCACUGGGGGAGACGCAAGGCCUGGUGCCGUCAGCUGGGCAAAGAGGGCCCAUGCCAGCGUGUGGUCAGUACACACGGCUUGUGGCUGCUGUCCUUCCUGAAGAGGCGGAACGGGAGCACAGCCAUCACAGACAAUACCCUGGGUGGCACCCUCACCAUUACACUGCGGGAUCUUCAAGCCCAUGACACAGGCUUCUACCAGUGCCAGAGCCUCCAUGGCAGCGAGGCCGACACCAUCCAGAAGGUCCUGGUGGAGGUGCUGGCGGACCCCCUGGAUCACCAGGACACUGGACAUCUCUGGGCCCCCAGUGAGUCUGAAAGCUUUGAGGCUGCCCAUGUGGAGCACAGCAUCUCCAGGAGCUUCUCAGAAGGAGAGAUCCUCUUCCCACCCAUUUCCAUCCUUCUCCUCCUGGCCUGCACCUUUCUCAUCAAGCUUCUAGCAGCCAGCGUCCUCUGGGCUGCAGCCUGGCACAGGCAGAAGCUGGGGACACCUCCUGCCAAUGGGUUGGACUGUGGCAACAACCCAGGGCACCAGCUCCAGACCCUGACAGGGCUGAGAGAUGCAUGACAGAAGAAGUCCCCAGAUGGGAGGAGAAGUCCAGGAGAUGUCUGGCCAGGGACCACCACAGCCUGCAUGCUCACUCUUCAGCAACCAAG
Galeopterus variegatus (Sunda flying lemur) is the source of this 876-nucleotide messenger RNA. RefSeq names its product triggering receptor expressed on myeloid cells 2 (gene TREM2). The record is from RefSeq and is a predicted model, not a curated record. NCBI's taxonomy places the organism in Eukaryota, Metazoa, Chordata, Mammalia, Dermoptera, Cynocephalidae. Bases 11 to 787 code for a protein of 258 amino acids. Gene Ontology annotation, cellular component: cell surface. Gene Ontology annotation, molecular function: signaling receptor activity. The transcript is spliced from 5 exons.